AUGUUUAAUGCAAGGAUUUUUGCUAGGGCACCGAUCUUGCUCCGCUCUUCAUACACCAGAGGCUCUCCUCUGCGGCAAAACUUUUGCCUCGCGCAUAGUACAAUACAGCGAAGUUUUUCAACGCAACUGGGACCCGUGAUGAAAGAUAUCAUUCAAGAUUUAUACGUUAAAGAGCUCAAAACCUAUAAGCCGCUCCCUGAGAAACCUGGCGACGAACACGGUAAUGUCAAAGACCUUCGCUUACCACCUCCUCCUCAGCCUCCUGGUGUAGAUGAGGACAUUGAAUCAGAGUUGGCAGCAUAUGAUGUCGAAGAAUUACCGGGAGAAGAAGAGGCAGCAUUAGAGACAUUGCUAGAAGAUCAAUUUCUGAAGGAAGAGGAGGAGGUUUCUCAUGCACACGCUUAG
Messenger RNA from Acaulospora morrowiae, 405 nucleotides. Lineage: Eukaryota; Fungi; Glomeromycota; Glomeromycetes; Diversisporales; Acaulosporaceae. The record is from the annotation of a GenBank genome assembly.